Messenger RNA from Scylla paramamosain (green mud crab), 17072 nucleotides. Its product is annotated as serine/arginine repetitive matrix protein 2-like. Lineage: Eukaryota; Metazoa; Arthropoda; Malacostraca; Decapoda; Portunidae. The transcript has 6 exons. The coding region runs from base 140 to 5641 and encodes 1833 amino acids. The record is from RefSeq and is a predicted model, not a curated record.
CAAUACAGUUUGACACUCACAAAAUAAAAACAUUACAUUUUUCAUAUACAUUUCCCACCAUAUUCAGCCCGUGAAUCACAACAGCAAAUCAAAUCAAUUGUAGUAAAAUCGUGCAGUUUAGAAUGCGCCGCUCCCUAAAAUGGCUGAUUCGGAGGAGAGAGAUGAUGACAGUCAGGGAGGCAACAGCGAUGAUGAGAUAGCCGAGCUACGCAUCCAGGCACUGCUGAGCAAGCGCGUCAAUGAGGCCGAGGUCUCUCCAGCACAUGAUCCACCACAAGAAAAGCACCUCAGUGUCAACAAGCCACUGCCCAUUGGUCGGCCGCAGUCCUUCCGGCCAGCACAGAACUAUGAGAAGAGUCACCCCAUGGGCAACAAUAUAACCACCAUCCCUGUGCUUGGUGCUCCUAACUACAACAGAAAUUUCCAGCCUCACUUUAAUAGACAGAACCAAGGACAUAACUUCCAGGGUGGUGGAGGAAAUUAUUACAGUGGUGGGCCGGGCAGGAACAGGCAGCAGUGGAACCAGGGGCAGGGCAGAGGAGGUAGGGGUGGGAAACUAAACUAUGGUGCCAGGGGUCCCCAGCCCAUGCAGUCAAAGUCUUCAGUGACGCAGCUAGUCUUGCCGCAGGACAAGUACUCAGUGAAAGCAUCCCCUGAGCCCAACAAAACCAAGGAAAAGAUGAGUGCUCGGUGGCGGAGAAUACAGGGCUCAGACAGUGAGAGUGAGAGUGAGGACAGCGAGUCAGACAGUAGUGAUAGCAGCAGUGACAGUUCAGGAAGCAGCAGUGGCAGCAGCUCUGGGAGCUCCAGUGGAUCAGACUCUGAGAGUGAGACCAGCUCAGUUGACAAGCACAAGAAUGUCAAGGACACGAAGAAAGAAGCAGCAAGUGAGAGGAAGCCUGCUCCACCCUCUGGGGCCAAUGCACGGCAGAGGCAGUUGUCCAGGAGCUCUCAGGGCAAGUCCCCUCCACCAAGCCAAGAUCUUAGGUCUUCACCCCUCAAGCCUCCAUCCUCAGGCAGGAGAGGCUCUGUCAGCCCACCCAAAAAGUACCCCUUUACAGGGCAGAUGUCCCCUCGAUCUUCCCUCAAACGAAGACCCUCAGCCAGCCCACCUGACCACAGGGCUCCCUGGGCCCCGCCUGGAACCAAGGGUCGGAGUCCUUUCCGUCACCAGGGAUCCCGCAGUCCCCCACCUAACAGAGGUUCCCUGAAGAGUCCAGGUCGCCCUAGUUCAAGAAGUCCCCCUCCAAGAAGGUCAAGGAGUCCCCUUCCAUGGGGCAAGUCCAGAGGUCCUCCACGAGGCUCUAGAAGCCCUCUACCAAGACUCAGAUCCAGAAGUCCUUACCCAAGAAGAGGUUCUAGGAGUCCAAUCCCAAGGAGGAGUUCGAGAAGUCCGCUCCCCAGAAGACUUUCCCGCAGUCCACCACCAAGAUGCUCCCGCAGCCCGUACGCAAGGAGGGGCAGCCGCAGUCCAUACAUGAGGCGGGGCUCCCGCAGCCCCUUGCACAAGAGAGGCUCACACAGCCCCCUUCCCAGAAGGAGCUCCAGAAGCCCUCUUCCCCUGAGGCGAGGGUCCCGUAGUCCCCUGCCUCGGAGAGGUUCGAGGAGUCCUCAUCCCAGGAGAUUCUCAUCCAGGAGUCCACCACCAAGGAGGGGCUCACGCAGUCCUCUGCCAAGACGGAGCACAAGCAGGAGUCCAGGACCCAGAAGGAGUCCCCACAGCCCGGGUGGGAGGCUUCCUCUGAGGAGCAGCUCACGCAGACUGUCCAGAAGUCCCCUCAGAGGGAGACUGAAGAGUCCUUUCAGAGGUAGAAGCAGGAGUCCCCUUCCCAGAGCAAGAAGUCGCAGCCUUGGCUCUCGAAAGUCCAGAAGUCCAGGGAUGCGGAGGAGUCCCUUAGCCAGGAGGGGCUCCAGGAGUCCUCUCCUUCGCAGGAUGUCACGCAGCCCACCCUAUCACAGGUCUUCAAGGAGUCCGUUGCCUCCCCGCAGAGGUUCUCGGAGUCCUGGACUGCGCAGGGGAUCAAGGAGCCCAUUGCCACGUAGGAUAUCCAGGAGUCCACUUGGGAGGAGGCACUCCAGAAGUCCCCUCAGGAAGCACUCCAGAACACCUCCUAGAAACCUCUCCCGCAGUCCCUUGCCUCGCCGGGAACCUCUGUCCCAUAAGCUCUCCAAGUCUCCUCCACACUCCACCAAGAGCCCACACCUCCACAGCCCAUCCCGCAGGAUGUCCCGCAGUCCUCUCCGCAGGCUGUCUAGGAGCCCCCUCAGGCAGUACUCCCACAGUCCUCACACCCGCAGGUUCUCCAGUAGGAGUCCUCUACCCCGGAGACUGUCCCGGAGCCCCAGGCCCCUAAGGACCCACCGGGGCUCUCCAUUACCAAGAUUUUCCCGCAGCCCACCCCACCACCCCCUCUCCAGAAGUCCUGGCCCACGUCGUCUUUCCAGGAGUCCUCCACCACCCAGGAGGAUGUCCAAGAGUCCUCCAGGUCACAUGCUGCCUAGGAGUCCAGUCCUUCGCCACCACUCCAAGAGUCCCAUUGGUAUGGGACGCCAGAGGAACCUUUCCCCACACCACAACAGGAGUCCUUCCCCGAGGCGGCUCCUCAGAAGUCCUCCAGGCACACACAGGUCCCUCAGCCCUGACCGCAGGAUGCCCAGGUUCUCCAGGAGUCCAGGUCUUGAAAGAAACAGCACACUGGGACCUGCCUUCAGAAAUUCCAAAAGUCCUGGGCCAGGAAGAGGACCCCCAAUGUCCAUGCGGCCCCACAGCCCUGUGCCCCGUUCCCCCAGUCCCGGCAUGAGGAGAGAGUGGAACCAAAGGGGCAGGAGGUCCAGGUCACCCCCCGGGACCUUUAGGAGAUCCCUUAGUCCUUAUGGGCGACCUGCCAGGAGCCUGUCCCCCAGGUCCCGGCUGGAGGGCAUGCCACCACCCCUCAUGGAACGGUCCCCGAGAGGCACCUUCCACCGCCCUGGUUAUGGCCGUCCUGGGGCAGAGGGCGGCAUGCAGGGUGACAGGUUUUCACCUCCAAGCCUCAUGCUGCAGCCUGGACGAUCUCAUGAGUAUCCCAAUGACUUUGGCCAUUUUCCUACCCACCGUCCACCCCCACAGGGCCCCAUGAAUGGUGGUCAACACUACCAGGACUACAACAAGGCUGGACCACCGGGUGGCCCUCCCUGGUCUGGUGCAGGAAGGAGGGAUGGCAGGGAACACUUUUCUCCAGAAAGACUGUUGCCAGAAGCUGCCUGGCAGAGUCAUUUCCAUCAGAGGGACAGACCCGAGCCUCAUGUGUACCCACACCCAGACCAUCACUUUGGCAGGGAUCAGCCCUUCACUUCUGCAGGAAGGGGUCGCCAGGGACCAGGAGGCAUGUUGCCUCAUGGAAGGGGUGGGCUGGGAGCCAUGCAUGGACCAAGGCGAGGAUCUCCAGGUCCACCAAGACGAGGGAGAAGUCCACAACCUUUAAUGGAGCCAUCAGAAAGAUUUGGUUGGGACCGUCCUGCACCUGGCCCUGCUCCCCACCAGAUGUCACCACCACGGCCUCUCAUGCGUCCACGCUCACGCUCUGGGUCUCCAUUCUCUGGCCGCCAGCAGGCCUUCCCUCCCUCUGUGGGACGGGGAGGCCAAAUGUCUCCACGAGGCAGAGCUAAUGCUAUGAUGGGUGGCCGGCGCGGCCCCAGGACACCUCCAAUGCCUGGGCGGAAGAUGUCACCCCACCCAGGUCCCAGGGAAGGACUCCGGUCACCUCGAGGACCUCCCUCAUAUCAGGACACCAACAAGCUGUCAGGGAUGCCAAGCAGACCAAACCCUCUUCUUGCACUUCCCCACGAAAGACCACCACAGUCCCGCGGAGGUCCUGGCCAACCACAGCAGGGACCCAAUCCCAUGGCAGGAGUUCGAACCCAGGACCCCUCACUCCACAAGCAGCGUCCUCAGGCCCCAAGAGGGCGUUCACCUCUCCUUGGGAAAAGGGAAGGAAAGCAGACAGAAGAGGCUAGGGAUAGAGUCCGAGAGGACACCACUGGUCCUUCCCAACAUGACAAGAGAGACAACCGUAGGCAUGAGUCACCAAGGAGGAUGGAGAGUAAGCAGAGGUCACCAGGUCGAGACAAGGCUCCCACAAGGCCCCAUGGAGCUAAGAAUGGUGACAGUUCUUCAUCCAGAGGACGAAGCAGCAGGGGAGGCAGGAGCCCAAUCAACAGGAGUCGACGACAUGCGGGUACAAAGUCAGAGGCCUCCUCUAGCCGGCACCAGUCUAGGAGUCCUGGAGCCAAGGACCGGCCAUCCUCAUCUUCCUCAUGGGAAAAGAAAGAGUCUGGCAGAAAUUCCCGUGCAGAUAAGAUAACCAAACCUGAGGGGAAGGUGAGUCAGGUUCGGAGGCAGUCUCAGUCUCCACAAAGACAGGGACGCAAUGGUAGCCCCUGGCUUGACCCUGUUACACCAGAGAAGCAAGACCAGAAUGCAGGGGAUCGACCUGGCUCAGAUUCUGUUGGGCAGGAGAGUGAGGACCGAGGAAAACAAGAGACAAAGAAGGAUGUGGUUCCUGAACUAACCUCAGGGAGAGACAGGAUGGAAGUGAAAGAAGAAAAAUUGGACAAAUCUCCACCUGAAGACCAACCAAAGCAGCAGCAACAGAAGCAACAUGAACAAAAGCAGGAGAAACAGAAGCACCAUCCACAGCAGCAGCACCAAAUAGUUAAACAGGAGGGUAGAGCUGUAGAAGAAGAGAAGAAGAAUGAUGCUCAACGUAAGAAAAUGGAAAACAGUAAGCCAUCUCAGCUUUCCCAAGAAUCACAGAGGUCUUCUCAGAAAUCCUCAGCUGUUCCCUCCAAGGAAAUGGAGGAAGACAAAAAAAUUAAGAAGGAAGAGAAGCCAAGAGAAGAUCUGGAUGAAAGACGUAAAAAGAAGAAAAAGAAGAAGAAUAGGGAGGAUGAUGAUGAAAAAGAUUCAGUCAAAAGUAAGUCAUCCAAAAAGAAGAAAAAGGAAAAGAAAAAGAAAAAAGAGAGUAAGAAGAAGAAGAAGAAGCAUAAGAAAGCAGAUUCUGACAGUGAGGAAGAAGAGAAGCAAUCAACACAUACCAAGACAUCAAAGGAAGGGAAGAAAAACAGCAUUGACACUACUGACCUGAGGCACAUGCUGAAGCGCAAAGCAGUCACUGACACGUCGUUGGAGAGGAGAAGCGCUGGGAAGGCCAGCAGCAGCAGCGGUGGGGACAGAGACAACAAGCGCCGUAGGAAGGAGCGAGACGAGCCCCCGAGGCAGGUCAUGACAGGCAAGGGCAGACAAGCAGACAACAAAAGGAAAAAGCAGCAUGAAGGGAAGCCUCUUCUGGUGACUGUUGGCUCUGGUGAGGACAGACAGGUCACCUCAGGCAAGAACUCAGAGCCACGCACCUCUGAGGGGAAGGGCUCCCAGCGCUUGUCUGUCCACCUUCGUCUUGGCCCAGCCAAAAGCUCCUGGGACGACAAGAAGUCUGGCAGUGGGCGAGGCAGUGGUGGUGGUGGUGGUGGUGGUAGUGGAGGUGCUGGUGGCGGCAGCAGUGGCACAAGCAGAAACAGGCGGCGAGACAAAUCCAAGGGACGACAUGGUGGCGGUGGUGGAGGUGGAGGCAACAGCAGCAACAGAGUCAAGCUGAGGCGAUGAUGAAGGGGUGACUUUUCUGUCAACUUGGGAUGCAGGUAACGUCUCCUUGGUCUACUCCUCCUCCUCCUCCUCCUCCUGCCCCAGUGACUCAGGUUGAGGGGAUGAGCUGCAGUGUGGCUGGCUGGGUGGGUUACUGGUGGUGUGGGGCUUGUGGAGAUGAAGGAGGGAGGUGUGGAGUUGUGCUGGUAGUGAGGCUAGGCUGGGGAAUAGUGGUGUCCUGUAAAUACCAUAAGGACUAGCAGUUUCAGUGAAGUCUUUCAAAUAUAUCUUAUAUUUCCCUGCAUUGACUUAAGGACAGUGACUUGACAUUUUUAUUUUGCCACCAAGUUGUCACUGUAAAUAUUGGAUUCACUUAGAAUCAUAUUGACUUUCAUCAAAUGACUUAGUCUUGCAACUGUCUGUGAUAUAUAACUGUGAAUAUUAGGGUAGUCACAUUUGGAAGAGUAUAUGUUGAUGUAGGCAGUACUUUACACCUAAAACUCGGGUGUAUUUUUAUCUCAGGGACCUAGAUGUUGAAUUUUAAUAGUUUUAUAUAAUGCCUGGGGAGUGGUAUCUGGCCAUGUGUGUGUCUGUACAUAGUAGUUCUGUGUGCCAGGAAUUUACAUUCAUUUUCAGCAGAUUUUCAGGUUCCUUCAAGCUUGGAAAGCAAUUUUUUGCAUUCUUGAAGUAUUUAUUCAGUGAGAAUGUUUACCUAAUCCUGGCAUUACAUAUAAACACAAAAAAAAAUCGUAAAAGGUGAAUAAUGAAUUGAAAGUUUGAAUUUGAAAUUUUUUGAAAAUUGAAAUCCAAAGUAGUGGUGUGGAAAAUCCUGGAUAUUUUAUCCUCUGAAUAUCGAGUGUAAAGAAGAAAAGAAGUUUGUGUGGUGUUAGUGUGUGUCUUCUGUCUUCAGUCUCAAUAGUUUACUUCAAGGAGGUGGUACUUUCCCCAUUUUGAAUAAUUGUACAGUAUAUAAGAUUAUACAAAAAGCUUCAAUAAUUUUAUACUGGAUACAUAAAGGAAUAGUGAUGUGUGAAAAUUGUGCGAGUCUCAAUAGAUGAGAUAUUUACCCAUGUGAUCAUAUCUCAAGGUGCACCACCACUGCAUUUCCAAGAAUGAGUCAAGAAAGUGAAGUAAAGGAAGCAAGUGUUGGCACUUUGGAUCAGUGCUCAAGUGAAGGGAGUGAUGUGGCAUCAUCUCAAGAAGACUACAUUGUUGUCAUAAUGUGUAGUCUCUCUCUCUCUCUCUCUCUCUCUCUCUCUCUCUCUCUCUCUCUCUCUCUCUCUCUCUCUCUCUCUCUCUCUCUCUCUCUCUCUCUCUCUCUCUCUCUCUCUCUCUCUCUCUCUCUCUCUCAUGCUUGCAGGUCACAGAAUUACAUGAACUUCUUUACAGUGUCUGUGAAUCUAUAAUUAUGUUAACCAUGUUAAGUCAACAGAAAUAGAGAACCAUCUUUGUUUUAUUGUUUGAAAGAUAAAUAGAUAGCCAUCUUUGUUUUAUUGUUUGAAAGAUGGAUACUGUAUUUUAUAGUUUUAUUGUAGUUUUCAUUAUAGUGUGGGAUCUGUAAUAAUAAAACAUUACCUGUAAAGUUCAACAUGAAACCAAAGAGUUAUAAUGAUUAUGAUUAUUAUUAUUAUUUGUUUUGUUGUUGUUGUUAUUAUUAUUAUUAUUAUUAUUAUUAUUAUUAUUAUUAUUAUUAUUAUUAUUAUUAUUAUUAUUAUUAUUAAUUUAUUGUACUUUUUUCCCUUUAUUAUUACAAGAUAUUCCCUUAUAUCCUCACAUGUGUGAUGUGACGUGGGUUUAGGUUGUGCACACCAAUGGUGGAUUUAUGGUGCAGGGGUCCUGGGCUGGAGGGAAUGAAGUUGCGAUUCUUGCCUGUGAUAAUUCUUGGUUGUGAUCUACUCAGCUCCCUAAGUCCAUUGCUGGUGCUUGUGGUGUUGUGCUUGGUGUUCCCAACACACAAGUUUUUCAGUAUGAUGUACUGGAAGAACAAACCUUUACUCUGAUGAGAUCACUUAUUUGUCAAAUAUUACUUUAAAUUAAAUAAAUCAAAUAUUCAGAUUUGUAAAUGAAAUAAAUCAAAUAUUCACAUUUGCAAGACACUUCUCCACAACUUGGACAUGAAAAGCUAAUCAGACUAAAGUCUUUACUUUUCAUGAAUCUGAAGAAAAAAAAAAAAAAAUAGGCUAAGUCCUUAUACUUUUCAUGAAUCUGAAAACCAAAAAAAAAGGCCAUCUAAGUCCUUAGCUCAAAAUUUAGCUUACAGAUAUUUCAUACAUUUUGUUCACAGUAUGAUACUGAAAAAUUGUUUUGAUGAGCUAUUUAGUUGUACAAACAUAUUGUAACAACCAGAUGUUUUGUAGUCAGUGACUAGAUAGUUCAUAAGGGAAUUAACAAAACAGCUGGUUGUGUUGUGUCCCAUAGUGAGCAUAGACCCCUUAGUGCUGAGAUGUUAAGAAUUUGAUCCCAAAACCCAUACUUGUGUGGUGAUCUCUUUAACUGAAGAAUGGACAAAUUUUCUGAGUUGGUGGACUAAACUAUGAGAUAAUUUCCCUCUUGGCCGAUUCUAAAGAUACAUUUUUCACUACUACAAUCAAGUUUAUCAAGAUUACUGACAUAUUCAGUUACAUCAGCAAAAAUAAAUAUUUGCAAGUAAUAUCUGAUGGUCAGUAACAUUUAGCAUAUUGCAUAUAUGUACUAAUUGCAUUUUAAUAUUUUGCCAAGAUAAAAAUUAAUUGACUGAACAAUAUAUGUAGCAAAAAUAGUUGAAAAUAGAAAAUACAGUUAGAUAUGAAAGAAAAGACACUAUGUAUGACCUCAAGAAAAAUAAGUUGCUUUAAGUCUAAGAACAGUUUUGUUAGAGUUUGAGAGAAUGGGGAUUAGUUGGGUCAGAGAGAUAUGUGAAAACUGGUAUGUGUUGCUGGAGAGAACACAUACGGGAGUGCUGAAGUGUUGUGGUCUUACAAAUAGAAUGGAGAAAGGGAGAACUAUGUACUGAUCCUAGUAGAAAUAGACCAAGAAGAUAAUAGAGUGGUUAGGUGAAUGAAGUGUUGAGUCAGGAGCCUGAAGUUCAAAUAGGAUAAAGGGUUUGUGUGAGAAGAUGAAUUUGUACAGUGGUCUACAUAGAGGUGAUGUGCUACUGAGACCUGGGACUUUCAGAAGUGUGAAAUGACUUGGGUAAACUAUGUACUAACAUUAUAAUGUUGAUGUGGAUGAAUCUUAGAGUCCCAGAUUUAAAGAAUAAAACAUCUUAUAAUAAAGUACAUGAAUGAGUAGAGGUAUGUCAAUGGAAGUAUCUUAUAUGCAUACAUAUUGUGUAUCUAUAUAAUGAGUAAAUUGGGUUGCCAACACAAGGCAUCUACAUACAUAUAUUUAUCCAUAUUCAUAAGUAUUCUAGUCUUUAGAUGUUAGUGGAAGAGAAGACUAUCAUGCUUCAUAAUGUUGAGAUUAGUUGUAUAGCAUAUUGGGCAGUCUCCACAGCAGGGCCCAACAGCAGAGCUGGUUUAUGCAUCCUGCAGCUACACAGUUCAGUGGGUCACAUGGAAGUGCCAUCAAGCCACGUGUGACCCACAGGCUGCUGGUUGUCUUUGCCUGACAUAAACAAUACAUCAUUGGUUUCACAAAAUAGUUGUCUGCAUUACAAAAAUGGAAUGAAUCCUAAAAUGAAACAAAAGACUUUUCUUAAUUUUGAGAGGAUAAAAGUAAAGGAUCUAAAAAAUUUUUACUUUCAGAUUUUACUCGAUAAUAUGAAUUUAGGAACAUAUUUCCACAUAAACCUGUGAGUGUCGGUAUAUCAGUACAUUGUAUGACAGCUGGAGAAACCCAUGAUGUUACUUCACAAUGCUUUACCAAAUUGUAUUUAGAAAUUUAGAAGAAUUCACAUGGCUCCAUUUUAUGUGUUCUGAAAAGCUAUAUUUUUAUGCAGUACUUUAUUUUGAGUUGCAUGUUUAGAAUAGUAGGAAAUAGAUGAGCAUUUCACUUAUAUUUUACUUAUAAUGACAUCUUUCCUAGUCUCCUCCCCUUUGUUUAGCUUACCAUGGACUAGGAACAUUCUGCAUUUGAUUGUGGGUAAUUAUGAAUAUGUUAAGUCAGCAUGUUCCACAGGGAAUAUUGUUAGGCUGUCUGUCUGUCUCUCGGUCAAAACUAUUGGAAGGUUACUGUGCUGUGUCUCAUGUCCUAAGUGUUUCACAUGCACUCUUCUAUUCAAAACCUGAAGCUGUCCAAAUUACACCCUGCUUACCUAGGUAGUUUUCCAGUGAGUUGGUAUUGUUUACUUUUCAUUUGGUUAUUAUUAUAUAUAUAUAUAUAUAUAUAUAUAUAUAUAUAUAUAUAUAUAUAUAUAUAUAUAUAUAUAUAUAUAUAUAUAUAUAUAUAACUGCUGCCUCUCAUCUAAUUCAAUAAUGUGAAUUAAGUUGAGAUUUUAUAAAUAAGCGUUCUUGAUAAUCUAGAUUCUCUGAAUGAUUAUAUAUGCAAUGUUUUUACUUUGAAAGAAUACAAAGAAGCAGCAUUUCGGUCAUAGACUGACAAUAAUUUUGCAGUUACUUAUAGUCUUUAUACAUAAAUAAUAUUAAAGCUAGGUAUUCAUUGAGUCUACAGAUAAUUUGUACUACAUCAGUAUUGCAGCAGAAGAUAACAGUUUCAAGCCUGUUAGACAUUUAUUGUAAUGAUGAGUGAUACAAGAUGGUAUUUGAAAAAUGGUAUCAAGAGCUUUUGUAAUUACAUCAUGUUACAGAAUAUGUAUGUGGCAGUGUUAACUCAUCAACCAUUUCUUUCUACAUUAUUACAGAAUGUGUAUCUGUGGCAGUGUUAAUGUCUCGGCCAUUUCUUGCUACUUUAUCUUGCAACUUUUUCAGUUUGAUUCAUGUCUUUUGAAAAUGUGACCACUCUUUUAUGUUGAACUCACUAUUGUAACUCUAGUAUUAUGUUUAGUUGUAGCAUGUUAGUAGUUGACCUCCAGCAACUCCAGCAAUCCAGGAUAUGUUUGUCACACACACACACACACACACACACACACACACACACACACACACACACACACACACACACACACACACACACACACACACACACACACACACACACUAUUAUUAUUAUUAUUAUUAUUAUUAUUAUUAUUAUUAUUAUUAUUAUUAUUAUUAUUAUUAUUAUUAUUAUUACAUAUUAUACUGUUUUAUUGUCAUACUUUUAUAUCUGGGAGGUUUUUGAGUAUUAAGAUCAAACCCCUUUCAUAUUUCAUUCAUAUAUGAUAAUCAAGAACUCAUGUUUUUUGAGAAGUAAAUGUUGAUAUUUAUUUGUUAUUUGUAGGAAAACUAAGAAAAAUGACCUCAUAUUCUCCUCCAUUGGUGCUUUCAGUCGUGCAAAUGUUUCUCAUUAUCCAAACAACACUUCACAGUCAUUUGUAACAGGAUUGUCAAUUUUGUUUCUCAGUUUUGAAUUUGCUAUAAUAAAAGUAGUUUGUACUGAGCAUUUAGGUGUGGCUUCCAUGGGGAUUCUCUUGCCCAUCAGUGCCAUGCCAGUCAUGAUUCUUAACUUUGUGUGAUUUGUUAACUAUUUAUUGUUUCAACAUGAAUCUGAAUACAGUCACUUUUUAAUAAGGAAAAUCAUUGAUUUUUUAAUUUUUUAAAUUAAUUGAUUAAUUAGUUUAUUUAUUAAUUAAUUUAUUAUUUAUUUAUUAUUUUUUGGGGAUAAUAGCAUUGAUCCUGGUGUGCCACAAUGCUUGCCAUGCUGCUUUCUGACAUUGCCGAGGUGAUAGGCCAUGGCCACACACCACACCAUGGGUCAGGUGGAAUUAGGUAACUGAGAUAACUUCCUCAAACCAUCAGCAGUAAAAAACUUCCUUUCUGCACUAGCCACACAUCCUCAUGUAUUUCACAGUAGCCAGAAAAAAAAAAAAAAAAAAAAAAACCAUACUAUGAAAGGAAUACCAAUUUCCUAGAAGAAAAAGCCAAUACAGAACCUUUAAUUGAAGGCAAGGGUAUUGUCAGAUUACCUAAGGUGUGGCACAGGUGGAUUUUGCAGGGCAGUGAAAAGCUAAAUCACCAAGGGAGCCUCACCUAAAUGCUCAGUACAAGAUAGUUUUACACUUGAAAUGUGAUUAUUUCUGGACCAAAGGCUAAUUACUUUUACUUGAGUUCCCUUAAAAAAAAAAAGAAAUAUUAUUUCUGGACCAAAGGCUAAUUACUUCUCUGAAAUGUGAUUACUUCUCGACCAAAAGCUAAUUAUUUUUACUUUGAGUUUCCUUAAUGUUUGUGGUGAAGUGGUUCUCAUCUGGAUAAUAUUAUGAAGUCCAAGAAAGUGGAGCUGAAAAGAGAUAUGGUUGUUGCAAGGUUAGUUUAUUCUUGAUUAGUUCUACCAUUGCCUCUUCAGGAGAACUAAGAGUAACUAAGAAGCAGUAAUAAAAACGAGUCAAGAAUAAGGGAACAAGCUCACCUCGUGGCACCUCUGUCUUUUAUCAUCUCAGUUUUCUACCUUGUGUAAAAUAUUUUUAAGUUCCAAGUUUCUGCAUGUUAUGCAGGAUACUUAUGAUUAGGAUUGCAACUGUUUAUUAUUACAACUAGUUUCUUGAGUAGUUGCUCAACAGGAUUACCUCUUGGUAACAUUGUCAUUACAACACUAAAAUAGUGAUAUGCAGUGUUGCCUCAACCUUGCUUAGUGAUCAUGAUUACAUGUGUCAUGUUCAAGUAUUUCCACAACAUAGAUUUCUUUACAUACUUUAAUGCAUCAUUAUGGAUAUGAAGAAUGAACAAAAGUCAGUUUUACUGUGACAGUUAAUGUCACCAGGAGUAAACUGGAGAUCUGACAACUACCUGUGAGCUUCCUGAUAUGUAAUCAUAAUUCAUUAAAUUCAUUCCUACAUCAUCAUAAGUGCCUAAUGGGACAAGAACAGUCAACUGUUCAGUUGAAUGACAGAUUUCCAUCAACUACAUCCUAGCAGACUGGACAUGAAUGAACCUAAUAGUAUAUAUUAUAUUUUGUGGAUUUAUGGUAAUCUAUUUUUGGUUUGUAUUUUUUUUGCUCUGGAUUUUAGUUCAGAAUCCAUUGCUUGUUGAUAUGACAAGUUUGACUGGUGAUGAUAGGCUUUCAGGUGUUUUGCAGGUGUGAGACAUUUGUAAGGACACAGACACGAGUGAUUUUUCAAAUAUAAAACUUGAACAUUUUCGUGAUCUGUCUAAUCAACUUUAAUAGUUGUUGCAACCUUACAUAUGAUGCUAGUAUAAAGUCAUGGUUUAAUGAAUGAAGUCUCUUGCUCAAUAUUUAAACAAUUUUUGACUUGUUGAACAAAACGUGCAUUUAACACAAAAGUUUAAUGAAGUACCUGUUAUAUAAGGCUGUCUUAAUUUUAUAUGAAACACAUUUAUUACUUGGCAGUAGUUGCCUGUGGAUGUCAUUCCUAGUAUUGUGUACAGUACAUUUGCUUUGACCUAUUUAUUGAUAGUGGUGACAGGAACCUUGCGUCAUGUGUGUCUCAGCAAGUGUCAAACUAACAAACGUAGAACUUUUAAAUAUUUUUGUUCGUUAAUAUUUGAUAAACUAAACAGCAAAACAGUUCAAGGGUUCUUUUGAGAAGUAAUAUAUUUGUACUAUAUUACAGAGGUGGUAAUGGUUUUACUCUGAAUGAAUUAAGAAACUAAUUAAGAUUUUAUUGGUUUUAGAUGAUUUUUAUUUAAUUAAUUUAUUUUUAAUGUUCUUUGGGAGUCAUUUAAUGCAUAAACAUGUGAAUAAUGACUUAUGAAUGAAUUAUAUUUCUUGAAAACAUUUUGUAAGUUGAAAUUUUGUAAAUUGGGUCUAUAAAAUGUUCGUAUGAAUUUUCUCCUUACAGUGUAUUUUCAUUGAUUUUGAGGUAAUGGUAAUUAAAUUUUUAUUAGUUGAUUUGAAUUUGCUUUUGAAAAUUAUAAUUGCUGACAAUUUUUGUCACUUAAAAAUUCUUAAUGUCAAAAAUUUGUAUGUUGAUUCUCAUAGUGAUUCAUAAUUUUUUGGCAGCAUCAUCAAUUUUAACUAAAUAAUAUUUAUAAUAUAUGGCAUUACAAAUUUUCUAUAUAGUCUGUGACUAUCAGCCUCCCCAGGAUUCACAGCCACAAACCAAUCUCUGCAACAUCGGUCACAUUUUAAAUUUUUCAUUAUCUUGAGAAUGGCAUUUGAACAGUUUAUAAUAUUAAUAUUGCCAUCACUUUCAGCCAAAUAUGUUUGAAAUCAUCCUGCCCAUAUACUCUCUCUCUCUCUCUCUCUCUCUCUCUCUCUCUCUCUCUCUCUCUCUCUCUCUCUCUCUCUCUCUCUCUCUCUCUCUCUCUCUCUCUCUCUCUCUCUCUCUCUCUCUCUCUCUCUCUCUCUCUCUCUCUCUCUCUCUCUCUCUCUCUCUCUCUCUCUCUCUCUCUCUCUCUCUCUCUCUCUCUCUCUCUCUCUCUCUCUCUCUCUCUCUCUCUCUCUCUCUCGAUACAUACAAGAUCCUUUUAUGUUUGCCAGUUCUUUUGUUCAGGGAAUCUCACCUGCUUAGUCAAGGUUCACCACAAAUUGUUCAAUAAUUUAAAAUAAUUGUAUUUCUUUUUAGUUGUUAAAUUAUCAUGGUUAUUUUAGAUUGCAUCCUUAUUGAUGCAUUUUCUCAUAUUUUUCAUAUAAAAAUGUAGAAGGGGCAUAUGGAACAGCACUAUACUCAUAAAAUAUUGUGCUGGUUAAUUAUUAAAUUAAUUUCAGUGUGGUUGAUUGGAAUGAAAGGUACCUGUAUUAUUUGGGACAUAAGUGCAAACCACUUCCUUGCCAAAGGUGUACCUUUGUAUGUAGAACUUAUGUACGAAUUUUGUUCCAGUUUAUGGUAUUAUGUAUUAAAAUUUUCUUGAAAUAACAUGAAACUAGUGAUUUUUUCUUUUUUUCAUAACUUUGUACGAGGUAUUCAGUUUACUUCAUGGUUGUUAUAGUUGUCAUUAGUGCAUUCAUUAUCACAGCAUGUCAGUAAUUCACAACCUAGUGUUAUGACCCAGAUCAGGCUGAUGGGGUCAUGGUUCCCUCAUACAGUAUGGCUCAUCACAAUGGAUAUCAAUAUUUAUCAUGUUCUUCAGUUAAAAAUCUAUCACUACAUUCAAGAUACUAACAAAAAAGUCUGAGAACUACUGAGUAGUAGGAAAUAUUAGGCCAUGAGUGUGUCAUCAUGUUGCACUUGUGUUAAGAACCUUUGAGAAAUCAACAACAGUUGAGAUGGUAGACAUUGCAGGUUAAGUGAUGCUGAAGUGAUUAUUCAUAUCCCAUUGUAAUACACCUCAGCCUGUCUUAAUGGUGCUGACUAUAUGAUAGUGUUGAAAUUGAAAUGAAAGAAAAAGUGAUAAAUGCAAAGGCUUAUAUUUUUUGAAAAAGAAAGCGUGGAAGCAAUGAAAAAUAUGGGGCAAGUGGCUAGUGUGUGCAUUACAGUGCUGAGGCCAGUGUCAGUGAUGUCAUCUUGAUCACUUUCUCAAGAAAAUUAAGUGUGCGUACUUUUUUCUGGAUGAGGAAAAAAACUUAAGUUCAUGACCAAAAUAAAUUUGAGGAAUUUAAUUAAAGUUCUAUUUAUAUGUCUUUAGGAUAAAAUAUUGCUAUUGAUUAAUCAGUUUAUAUUUAUUCACUCAUCAGAACUGUUGAUUCAUAUUGCUUUGUCUGUGUUUGUUAAGAUGUUAGGUGUUUUAAAGUUAAGCUUUACGGCAAGAAAUCAUACCUGAAAAUAUUUUUGUGUUUGAUGCACCGCAAAGAACUUUGAGUAGAAUUUUCAGAAUCUGUAGACAAGAAUUGUUUCUCAUUAAUAUACUAUUGAACACAAUGUACAACAACUAUGUAUUUGAGUAUGUAACCUUGUAAAAAACCUGGAGAGUUUAAUGUGUCAAUGUAAAUUUCUGUUGUAAUGUGUGUUGAGCAGUUUUGUGUGAGUAAUCAUUAUUUUCUCCCACAGUUCUCUGGAGGUGUGACUCACUGACCAUGUGCAUCUGUCAUUCUUGUCUUUGCAGUUUCUAGGUCGGCGUGUUGCUGGUCUCCCCCCACAUGAGUUGGGUGGUUCCCAACUCCCCCUUCUGUACCUGGGCCAUGUCCCUGCCUCAGUGCUAGCGUGCCACAGCCACAAGUAUGACAGGGGGACAUGGGUGUAUAUACUCUAGGUUUAGUUGUAUGGUAGGCAAGUUGACUUACCAACUCACACAUUUCAUGAACUUGUCCAAUCAAAUUGCAUUGUCUUAUUUGGUUUGCCAUAAUCCAUUCACUUUGUGUGUGUGUGUGUGUGUGUGUGUGUGUGUGUGUGUGUGUGUGUGUGUGUGUGUGUGUGUGUGUGAGAGAGAGAGAGAGAGAGAGAGAGAGAGAGAGAGAGAGAGAGAGAGAGAGAGAGAGAGAGAGAGAGAGAGAGACUGCAAGCAUACAUUUUGUGUGUGUGUGUGUGUGUGUGUGUGUGUGUGUGUGUGUGUGUGUGUGUGUGUGUGUGUGUGUGUGUGUGUGUGUGUGUGUGUGUAUAUGAGAGAAAGUGAGACUGCAUGUAUGUGUGUGUGUGUGUGUGUGUGUGUGUGUGUGUGUGUGUGUGUGUGUGUGUGUGUGUGUGUGUGUGUAAAAGUACAUCUGUGCAUUCAGUGUUUGGUUGUAGGUUAAAUGAAGUACAUAUAUUUUUAUCAUGUGUUUCAUAAACAUUAAAUUUAUAUUUUUACAUCAGUCAAAUAAAAGGAUUAUGAAUUACAUAGCCAAAGACUUAAUGGUGAUGGCUGGGAUUUCUUAAUUUGUAUCUCAAGUCAAAUAAUACUCGGGUUGAUAAAUUGCCAAUAAGUUUGGGGCUGCUCAAUACUCACUUAUUGUCACCAGCCAAAUUAGGUUAGAAGGAACAUUGAUGUGUAUUGAUCUUCUUUGUUUUGUUUAUUAUUUCUUUUGCCCACUGAAGGGAAUAACCACAAUGUUAUGGCUAUGUACAUCACAUGAGAAAAUUGUUAUGUAGCAGAUAUUUAAGUUCAACAGAAAGUUUUGAGUAACAAAUCCUAGCCUCAAAGUUUGUCAUCCCUACUGAUCUCAUUAACAAAGCUUAUUGGGUUGAAUGUUUUUUUUUUUUUUUUUUUAGUUUCCUUUGUGUUUUUAGGUUUAUCAGGUAGGCAGGACAUCUUAAGAAAAAACUGAAGCCCUCAACUUAAAUUUGUAACUGAUCAAAUUUACUCUCAAAAACUUUAUUCCACUCGAAAGGUUAUGAUGUUCACUGUAUCUUGUUUUUAUACUCUUUAUUUACACACCAGCUUGCAAGAUUGUGUGUCAGGUUGUGCAUGUCUUGCAUGAGUAUUUGUGACAUCUCAUCAUCAUAAUCAGCAGUCAGUCAUACAUUUAUUUUUCACGUUAUUAGUAAUCUGAUGUGAGAACUUCAGAUAGUGCCAGUAAGCAUCACUUGCCAUGUUAGUGUUGCUAGAGAGUAUGUCAAAGGUUUAUAUGUACAGACUACUUAGUUUGAAUGUGACCUGGUUAUGAUUAAAAGUGAUUGGUUAAA